AUGUCGUGUUCUUCAAACACUCUCGGAAUAAGUUCUUUUGUGCUUUUUAAGAACCUUAGUGGAAUGCAAAAGAUUGAAGACCAAGAAAGAGAAAGGACUGAGUAUGAAAAGAAUCAUCCCAUUAAGAUUCCAGAAAAUGAGAAAGAGUUUAUCGAAGAGUAUGACAAUCUCAUCACAGAGAUUGAUACCCAAAGAAAGAAGAAUCAAGAAUGUCUUGGACAAGAAUGGAAAUACUACGAAAUACUUAAAAGAAUCACUGAAACAUAUGAGUUGGUUAUCAAAAAAAGAGAGAACCAAGCUAUCGAAACAGGAAAACUAAAGAACCAAAUAAUAGAUAGAAUGAUCGACAUUAAAGAGAAGAAACUCAGAGAAGUAGUUACAAACGAAAACACUCAAACCAAAACAAAAGAAAUAUCACAAAUAACUUUUGAAACAACAAAGAAGGAAUUAGAAGUGAUGAAAAUUGCUGGAUUAAAUGAAAUUACAUUGACAAUAAAAAACUUCAGUGAAAAGAUAUUUUACAUUAAGGCUCUUCGUAUGUUUACUAUUUUCCAAGUAAAAAGUCUUUUGGAACCUAUAUCAGGGGUUUCUUCUACAGACCAAAGAUUGAUUUGUUCAGGAAAGCAACUUGAAGAUAAGAAUACAUUAUUAGAUUAUGGAAUAACAGACAAAUCGAUUAUUUAUUUAGUUUUGAGGCAAAGAGGAGGUAAACCAGUGAUCUUAUUGUAUGAUGAUAAAAAGAAGAUAAAUGAAGCAGUGAGUGUGAACAUCAAAUUUAAUGAGGCAAUGGACAUUGGAGCAACAUAUCCAGAAAUUAAAACAAUAAAAGAAAGUGAAAAAAUAAAAGAGUAUGAAUGGAAAGGAACGUACAACAGUGAUGGAGAAAAUAACUGUAAAAUAACUGUUAAUGGAAAGGAGGUUGAGUAUUUGUUUUGGGAAGGUAUUUGUUUAAAAGAAUCUGAAUUUAAAGGGCAACAAAUUGGAAUUAGUCAACAACACUUUGAAGAAGAAUUAGAUGAGUUAUUAGAGCGUCUUGGAUUGAAUGAACGAGAAAGAAAUGAUUUUAUUGUUUAUUGGAUUACAAAGUUAGGAAAAAGAAAGUAUCAUCUUGUCACUAUUUGUGACUCAAAAUUUGACAAAGAAGUUGCGUCAUUAACAGUUAGUGGAUUUGAACAAACUCAUCGAGUUAUGUUGAAAUUUGAAGAAAUCAAAGAUCUAUGUGGAUUAGAAGGAGUGAAGAGUGUUAUGAAACGACAAAGACCAACUGGAAAGUAUGUGAUAGAAUGGGGAGCAAUUUUGGCAUGA
Molecule: messenger RNA, 1305 nt
Organism: Entamoeba dispar SAW760
Lineage: Eukaryota; Evosea; Mastigamoebida; Endamoebidae
Product: ubiquitin, putative
Exons: 1
Coding region: 1-1305 (434 amino acids)
Biological process (GO): modification-dependent protein catabolic process; protein ubiquitination
Cellular component (GO): cytoplasm; nucleus
Molecular function (GO): protein tag activity; ubiquitin protein ligase binding
Source: RefSeq, a predicted model, not a curated record